Rubroshorea leprosula is the source of this 2046-nucleotide messenger RNA. NCBI's taxonomy places the organism in Eukaryota, Viridiplantae, Streptophyta, Magnoliopsida, Malvales, Dipterocarpaceae. The record is from the annotation of a GenBank genome assembly.
GUAAAAAACACAACCAUUUUUUUUUCUUACCGUACCAUGAUAUGAAUCAUCUUCGCAGGGCAAGGGAAUCGCUUGAUUCUGUUACUACUAGGGUUUUGAGGAGACUCUCUUACUCCACUCAAACCCGAUUCCCCACCUCGUUUUCAGAUGCCGGCGACUCUCUGCGCCUUCGGAUUAUCACACAUGGCGGAGUUAAAAGGACCUCCAUCAUUCCGGUGCUCCAUCAAUGGAUCGAAGAAGGCAAAAGGGUCAAGCCAAAUGAGCUCGUAUCGCUCAUCAGACUGCUCCGCCAACGCCGACGCUUCAAGCAUGCCCUCGAGAUAUCAGAAUGGUUGAGCGAUGACAUGAAACAAUCUAUUGCACCUGGAGGCAUUGCAAUUCAGCUGGAUCUAAUCUCAAAAGUUCACGGACUGGAACAAGCAGAAAAGUAUUUUAAUAGCAUCCCUGAAAGUGUGAGGUCAUUGGAGCUUCAUGGUGCCCUUCUGAAUUGCUAUGCCAAAAAUAAGUGCUUGGUAAAGGUGGAGGGCAUGUUUCAAAAGAUUAGGGAGUCUUUCUCUGUAAAAAAACCAUUGUCUUACAAUGUAAUGUUAAAUCUCUAUGCUCAGCUGGGAAGACAUGAGAAGCUAGAUGCCCUAAUGCUGGAGAUGGAAGAACAGGGUAUUAACUGUGACUCCUUUACUUUUAACAUCAGAUUAAAUGCUUAUGCCUCCACUUCUGACAUAGAGGGAAUGGAGAAACUUCUACUGAAGAUGGAGGCUGAUCCUUGCCUAAAAUUGGACUGGAAUAUCUACGCUGUUGCAGCAAAUGGGUACUUGAAAGCUGGCCUUACAGAAAUGAGUUUGCCAUUGUUGAAGAGAGCUGAGCAACUAAUCAGUGAUAAUGCAGCAAAGUAUGCUUAUGAGACUCUCUUAACACUAUAUGCUUCUAGUGGGAGAAAGGAUGAAGUUUAUCGUGUAUGGAAUUUGUACAAGAAAAUGGGAAGAUUCUAUAAUUCAGGCUAUAUAUGUGUGAUAAGCUCAUUAGUGAAGUUGGAUGACUUUGAUGGUGCAGAAAUGAUUUUUGCAGGGUGGGAAUCUGGUCAUACAGUCUAUAGUGCUGACAUUCCAAUUGUGUUGAUUAGUGCUUAUUGCCAAAGAGAUUUCUUGGAAAAGGCUGAAGGACAUGUGAACAGAAUUAUAAAGGGUGGGAAGGAGCCUCAUGCAGCAGUGUGGAGUAUUCUUGCAAGUGGAUACCAAAGAAAUAACAAGAUGGAGAAAGCAGUGGCAGCUGUUAAGAAAGCAAUAUUGGCCAAUUCUCCUCUUGGGAUGCCUAACCAUCUUACUUUGGUUGCAUGUGUUGACUAUUUAGAAGCACAAGGGGAAGGGAAAGCAGCAAAUGAACUUUUGAAGAUGCUUAAAGAUCAUGGUCAUGAUAGGUUGGUAAAUAAGAUCAACAACAGAAACGUAGGUGAAAAUGCCCAUGAUCGAAAAGAUGGUAGUGCCCUUGGUCAGAUAGAAGAAAAUGUUGAGCUUCACGAUGAAGAAAAAUCAGGAUUUAUCGAGUUCAAGUAUGAAGCUGAUAGCUAAAUUUUAUUUGACAAUAGAACCAAUUUGCAUUUAUGCAGCCAGGAAAUUUUUUAAGUUAACAACAUGAAUAGCAUUUCUUUGACCAAGAUUUUAUUUUAAAUUGCAGCCCCAUCUCAUGCACCUGAUGUUAAACUUAAAAGACAUUUUAGUUCCUUGCUAAGCUCGGCCACUAGACUCAGCUAAGCUCGGUCACUGCACUCAACCAAGGCACCACUAUUCUUGAAGAAGCCCUCUGGCAUUAAGACUACCCUUAAGGAUGCUGCUAUAGCCUUUAGGGUUUGCUUUCCCCAGGAUGUAUAGUUUCCUUAAUCUCUUUGGUAUCUAUGGCAUACCAAGAAGAAAAUGAAAGUUUGAGUUUUGAAUCCAGGCCAAGAGAGCACGAAAGAUUGGCUUUUAGUAGUGAAACUGAAGAACAACAGAUCCCUAACCUAAAAUUAGCUCACAAAUAUCUAACCUUGGAUGAUAAACUUAGCAAGCUCAC